AGUGGGAUAAUUUAUCAUGAUAACAGGACUAUGCAUGGUCACAUAAAAUCAGAUGUCUGUAGAAUCAAAAGUUUCUAAAGAUGACUCAAAGAAAUCUAUCACCUCUGGUAGUGGAAGCCCACUAAAGGGUUUUAUUUCUGAAAGGGCACUGAAAAAGCAUGUGAAAAUAUCACCAAGUAGCCCCACAUUCUACGAGGAUGACACAAAGAAAGGUCUACACGUCUAUUCCUCCUUGUCAAGGGUGGUUGUAGCGAACCCACUGAACAGACACUGUUACCUACAAGACACAGUAGUUAACAGACACUACAGAGAACACGGAACUCCCUCACUUAUUUGGUAUGACUAUGUGACCAACUUGAUUCAACAGAGAGCCCAACUCACUCUACUCAGAAAACUCUUCACUCAGAAGUACUACACAUCACAGUUCCUCUUUAAACUGCAACAGUUCCUUAACCUACAACAAGAAGUGUACAGUGACGUGUCCUUCUACCAAUCCCACACUUUAAAUGGGGAAACUUCGAAACUGCCAAAACUUAACAUUCUUUGUAAACAGAUAGUAAGUUUACUGAACGACCUGGACUCCUGCUCCGUACACAACCUGCUCAAGUCACUGGACCGUAGUAUCAACCUGAGUGGUAUACUACACCGCUACCAGCACCUCUACCAGCAGAUCACAUUCGACCUCAUUCAAUGUGUUCAUAACACACGUCAGAUAAUCCUGAACGAGAUAAAGUUCUGCUACCUGUUUGCAAACUACCGGUCCCGGAUCUACUCAACUGUGGAGAAUGUUAUCAAGUUUAACGACAUUGUGUACCACCCGGUCCUGGUGGGAAGGGAGGAUGGUCUGGCUAUACUUCUGGAGGAGAUUGUGGAUUGUAAUGUUGAGAUGGCUGCCCUUUAUAUUGCAAGAUCGUACCACCACAAGAUCCUAUCAGCACAUUUCAAGUCAGUUCCAACCGGUCAAGAUACAGAAAAGAUAUCCGACAUCACCUCCUCGGUCCAAAAGUGCCAAGUGUGCAUGAAACACGGUCACUUCCUUCACAAGUAUUGUACCAACAAGUGCGGCUCCUUCCUUGAUGCCAUGUCGGUUAUGAUGCAGGGAGCAGGUGAGAACAGAGUGGCCUGUAAAACAGACAACUGCUCUUCACAGUACGUGGAGAACCUGCUGUCUCGCAAGCUACUCAAAGCUCUGUACUACCAGGCUUCUUCUUCUGUUUUCUACGAGAAUAGGAUAUCUUGUGGGGAUAAAAGCGCAGUGCUGGUACACGAGCAGUUCUGUGAUCAGACACGCAAGAAGCGCAGGUGGGAGGACAACUUCACUAAUGUAAUCUACACGUGUGCGCAGCGCGGCUUACCCAACAGUUGGACAGCUGCCAGCGAUCUUGGUGGUUUCGAGUAUAUGGUUUACAAGCUGGGCACUAGUUAUUACUCUGUUAUUACGUGCGACCACGCUAAGGAACUGAAGUUUGCUCAGCUCUGCUCUCUCAUCAACAAAGGUAUCGAGGAGAUAUUUGGACAGAUACAGUUAGGUGCUAUUAAGAAGGAUAUUAACGACGUUCUCACUCGACACUUUAACAAACUCUCUUAUCUUGCUCUCAGCGACUCGAGCAGCAGUAAAGAAGAGAUCAUGUUACUGUUAAAGUAUAUCCAACACUUGAAUCAAGUUCUUCGCUACAUAUUCAGGGGCUACAGGAGGGCGCUAGGAAAGUUCCUAUCUACCAAAGAAUAUGGCCUGCUGUUUGAGACGAUCGCUAAAUUGUACGAACUGAGUGUUUACCUAGACUCUUUACACAAACAAUUGGCUGUGUCAGGUGAAUUACGGGUGCCUCCAUAUCUAUCACAAUGCUAUCUGAAGAAUCUCGGUCAUACCAAAGAGAAUAUUGAAUUACUCCAGGAAGCUCCUGACUGGGUGCUCCAACAAUUAUCUUCUCCACUGAGUUCUACCCUCAGUCAAGGACUGUCGGAGUCCUUGCCUAAUGUGUCCUACUGGAAGCAAGACAUUUACGAGACUGUACCCUCAAAGUGUGCGGUGAAAAUAAUGGAAUCAGUAAAAAUCGUGUCGGACGCAAGUCUUGUCCUGCCCGAACCAUACUUAACGAGAGUGCAUCAUUUGCUGAUAAACAACACUGCUCAGUUGCUGGGGAAACACCUUGUCAGCAACAAGAAGAUCAGUUUCAGUUCAAGUGGAGUGAUGAAGUUGGAGAGUGAUGUUCACUAUGUGCUUAACCUCGUUAAAACCACCCCUGUCUCCGCUGAAGAUAUUCUCUCCUCGCCUAUAGUUCUUAACCUCAGAAACGAUUUGAAUGCUUUGAUUCUGAAAAGAAAAAAACCGAGUUUGAAGGUCGGGUGCACAUGCAACAAGCAAAUUGGUGGAAAUUGGAAGAGGCUCAGUGCCCCUCAACUCUGUACACAGUGCAGCUUUUCAACUCACUCCAGAUCCUCUCUCAAACCACCAGAGGUCAACGCUAGGGAAACCCUCUCCGACUCAGAGGUGGACGCAGACAACGUAUCAGAUCACUUCAAAAUGCGGCAAAAGAAGCUCGUAAAAGAGAGGCUAGAAAUCACCAUGUGAUCUUACAGCUUCCUGGAUAUACUGGUUUUUUUAAAUAAUUGUUCUGCGGGAAUGAUAUUGGAGCUGUGCUAGCGAUUAUUGAAUUGAUAACAAACUUAUUAAUAAAUGAUGAUAAAACUUUAUUUUUUCAUACGUUUUAAACGAUUUUACAGCCUUUUACGUUAUUAUUGUUUCAGCCUCAAAUUACUGUUCAGAUAGUGAGCCUUGUAUAUAUUGGAGUUCAUUUUAUUUUGGCAUAUUAAAUUAUUUACUGUUAUUGCAUGAUGAUAUCUUUUCCAGGGUAAGUUUUCACCGUAGGGAACAGGGGUUAGGGGCGUAAAAUGGGUAAAGCGUAGUGCGUACGUUAUCGUAGUGGGUAAUCAAUAUACUAGUGAAGCUUUAAAAUUAGGUGAACAAUUAUGUUUGAGAACAUAUUAGUGGAGACAAAUUAAGUUGCACAAAAUCCAAAAACAGUUGAGUGGAAUUAUCUUCAGUCAAUCCUGCAUAUCAUACAUAACUAGAAACCCGCUAGUCAAAAGCUAUAUUCGAGGAAAUAUAGAAUCAGGUAUGUUCCAAUUUCUCUCCUUCGUCUAGCUCCAUACUGUAGGAAGUAUGGAUUUUUUAUUAGACGACAAUUAGUUUUAAGUAUUCCCUAAUCGAUAUUUUUACUGCAUCAAAAAUAUCAAUCACCGCCAAAGUUAUGAUUAAUCAUAGCGUGUGAGUAAAUUUGAGUUAGUCAUGACUAUCAUAAAGCAUAAAAACGUGCAUUUUCAAUCUGUGCUUACGCCUUACUCGCGAACGUGCAAUCUUUGAAGUUAAUCUAAGGGACGACGCAGUCAAGUUCAAGUUGCGCUAUAAUUCUAAGAUUCAUUUUCCCUCGCUUCCGACGUUAUUUACAUACAAUUGAAGGCAUAAAUAAAAAUUCUAAGAAUGCUAUGUCCUUUGCAUUUCCUUUUUCUUUAACCUGCUGAAAAUUGUGAGUUUUCAACUCCAUUUGCGAGCUGACAUUUUUUUCAUUGAAGUUUUAGUGUUUUUAUGCCGUUGCCGGGGAGAUUUCGUCAAGUUUAAAAUAUAGUAUAGAUGAGAUAAACUGUAUA
Bolinopsis microptera is the source of this 3648-nucleotide messenger RNA. RefSeq lists its product as uncharacterized. The transcript is spliced from 20 exons. NCBI's taxonomy places the organism in Eukaryota, Metazoa, Ctenophora, Tentaculata, Lobata, Bolinopsidae. The record is from RefSeq and is a predicted model, not a curated record. Bases 53 to 2572 code for a protein of 839 amino acids.